AUGGGCCUACCCUUACGAAACGCAAGUCUUCCCAUACCCAUACCCGGGCCUCCGGGUCCGGGUGGGUCCAACGACAUCUCCGAGUCCGGCACCGAUUCCGGCUCGGGUUUCGGCCUCAGCAUCAUCGCCUCCGGGCAACCAAUUUCCGGGUCUCGCCACACCCAUUCUCUCCGCAUCUCCCAUCCACGCCGCGGAUGCCUUGGUGACGCCUGCGGGUUAGACCCGGACAGCUACCGCACCACGCUCGACCGGUGCAGUAGGUCUAGGUCCAAUUUCAAACCCAACAGCAACAACAAGCAUCACGAUAAGCUCCGGCGGCGUGCUCAACUCGCUCGGAAUUCCCCUGAGCCAAGUCCAUCAUCAUCCCACGACGCAAGCCCUCGACGCAGUCCAUGGUCUGCAGACGCGGACGAGGGAUGUGUCCUUGCGCGCUCGACACUUGCGCUGCCAGGUGAAGAUCUAACGCCGGAAUGGGGUUCUGCGCCCCGAGGAUCUAGUGAAGAUGAGAUAUCCCCGUCAAGUCAGUCCAGCCAGUCAAGCCAGUCAUCAACGCAGUCGAGGCGAAGUCGAAGGCGCAGUGGCGGUGGUAGUGGUGGUAGUCAAGACGGGGAAGGAGAGAAAAGACGUCCACCAUCACUAGAACGACAAGACGCCUUUCGCGACGAAAAGACGGCCAAGAAGCCUCCGCAAUCUUGGGCGACCCCACGCGUUAUUCCUCGCAACCACUAUGAUGACGACAACAACAACAACCACAACAGUAGCGACAACGACGAAGACAUUGCCGAGCUGUACCGCCUCGGUGUGCUCUACGACGACGUCCAUGAGCGCGGCUCAGGGUUCUCUCUGGCACAGAUUGACCAUGUGGAACCGACGUACUCCUUGCGGGUGCGACCCCAGCGGUCGCGGCGCAGGGCCGAGGAGAGAGAGGAAUGGGGUGGAAGGGAGGGGGAUGAUUGGUAUCAUGAGCCCUCUGGGCUAUCAGCGGUGGAUUUGGCGGUUUCAGCGUUUGGGGAAGAUGAACGGGUGGCGGGUUGGCUGUUAUCGGGUACUUCUUCUUUCUCCCAAACGACAUCCAUGCCGUCCCAGCCCCAGUCCCAGCAACGGACGACUACGCAACACGACGGGCAGCUGGUGACGGUCAUUUACGAGCUGGAGGACGACGACUACCACGAGACACGCACCAUCCCCGCGGCAUCGGAGGACAAUUCACUUGAUUUGGUUUCACUUUCUUCUGGGAGGAUUUCUUUAUCAGACUACGACAUGGCGGAGGAUGUAAUGAUGACGGAUGCAGGGACGGAGGCGGAAAGCGACGUUGAUCCCUGGGUUGUGCUGGGCCCUGACGGCUCGUAG
Messenger RNA from Dichotomopilus funicola, 1350 nucleotides. RefSeq lists its product as uncharacterized. The transcript has 3 exons. The record is from RefSeq and is a predicted model, not a curated record. Bases 1 to 1350 code for a protein of 449 amino acids. Lineage: Eukaryota; Fungi; Ascomycota; Sordariomycetes; Sordariales; Chaetomiaceae.